CUGCAAACGCAAAGGAUAUCAUACAGGGACUUUCUUCUGUCAGCGGUCACACUACAUUGGGCUUUUGUGCAUCUGUUGCAGUGUUUUACCCAAGAGGAAUGUACUGGGGGGAAAACAGGGAAUUGUGAGUUUCUGGCCGGGAGGGAACAGGUUGCAUCGUGCAAUUCCCGGGUUUGGAAGUGGAAACACUGAGGGGUAGAUGCAUGAAGCAGUGAAGAGAGUGAAGAAGUGAGCCUGUUGCCUGAGGAUUUCCGCCCGUGCCGGGGGCCGCGGGGGCCAUGACCUAGCUCUGUGCAGGGGCCACAGCGGAGAUGAGUUUCCACAAGGAGGACGGGGUCAGCCUGUGCCAGAAGGCGCUGCAAAUCGUGUCUGAGCUCUGCCUGGGGGGGCAGGUGGAAUGGGACAAGUGCACCGGGAUCUUUCCCAGGAGCAACCAGGGAGCGGGGAGCACAGACAUAUCGGUAAGCCUCCUCGCUGUCGUGGUCAGUUUCUGCGGGUUGGCCCUUCUGAUCGUCUCUCUCUUUGUCUUCUGGAAGCUUUGCUGGCCGUGUUGGCGCAGUAAGCCCAUCACCGCUACAGCGCAUGUGGUCGCCCCGUGCAUUCCUAGCGCCCCUCCUGAAGUCGUGGAAACCAACGAGAAAAAAGAAAUUAAACAAAACGGGAAACACUCGGUGAAGGUGCAGGAAGCGGCCAUGAAAAUCAGCCACACAUCACCGGAUAUCCCUGCCGAGGUCCAGAACGCAUUGAAGGAACAUUUAAUGAAACAUGCGAGAAUCCAGCGGCAGAUCACCGAGCCUGCUUCCUCUUCACGGCACAAUUCGUUCAGGAGGCACUUGCCAAGACAGAUGCAAGUGUCCAGCGUUGACUUCAGCAUGGGCACGGAACCCUUACAGAGAGGAGAGACCACCACGAGCAUCGGCAGGAUCAAACCCGAAUUGUAUAAGCAGAAAUCCGUUGAUUCAGAGGACAACAAGAAAGAAGAUGUCAAGACGUGCGGGAAGCUCAAUUUUGAGCUGCAGUACGACUACGAGAAUGAGCUGCUCGUUGUGAAAAUCCUGAAGGCCCUGGAACUACCCGCUAAGGACUUGUGUGGGACAUCGGACCCCUAUGUAAAGAUCUAUCUCCUUCCAGAUAGGAAGAAGAAGUUUCAGACUCGAGUUCACAGGAAAACUUUAAAUCCCAUAUUUGAUGAGACCUUUCAGUUUCCGGUGGCUUAUGACCAACUGAGCAAUAGGAAACUGCAUUUCAGUGUGUACGAUUUUGACCGUUUCUCUAGACAUGAUAUGAUUGGGGAGGUUAUCCUUGAUAAUUUGUUUGAAGUCUCAGAUCUCUCCAGAGAAGCCACAGUCUGGAAAGACAUCUAUUGUGCCACGACAGAAAGCGUAGACCUUGGAGAGAUCAUGUAUUCCCUUUGCUAUUUACCUACUGCCGGCCGAAUGACUCUAACCGUCAUCAAGUGUCGAAACCUGAAGGCGAUGGAUAUCACGGGAUCGUCUGAUCCCUAUGUGAAAGUAUCACUGAUGUGUGAGGGCCGGAGGUUGAAAAAACGGAAGACCACCACGAAGAAGAAUACUUUAAAUCCAGUCUACAAUGAGGCCAUCAUCUUUGAUAUCCCACCAGAGAACAUGGACCAGGUCAGCCUCUCCAUAGCCGUGAUGGAUUACGAUAGGGUGGGACACAAUGAGGUCAUUGGAGUAUGUAGAACCGGAGUAGAUGCUGAGGGGCUCGGCAGAGAUCACUGGAACGAGAUGUUGGCUUAUCCGAGAAAACCAAUCACUCAUUGGCAUGCUCUAGUAGAGCUCCCAGGUCGGGCCACCAGUUUUGAUAGUCAAGGAUCCUGUUCAUCUCCAAAGCCUCCUCUGACACCUUAGAGUAAACCUCUUGGGAUCUUAUCAACUUGUCACCUGUCAACAUGGCAAAGCUUUGCCUCUCACACGUCUGUGCGUGCAGAGGAGUUAGUAUGUACAUCAACCAACCAGAAAUAAGUUAAUUGUGCAAUGUGACAACACUUAUCCCCUCCCAGCGGAGGUGCUAGCAGUCCUAGCGGCACAAGCGGAAGAUGGAAAUCGGGACUAGCACCGACACAAGAAUUGUGAGAGUCCAUUUGCUUUUUCUUGUGGUGGGUCGCCUUUCCCCCCCUUUCAAAAAAAAAGUGUGAUAUUCAACACAAAUGCACUCAGGAGUAAUAUUUCUAUGUAGUUGUAUAAAUACACAAGUAGGUUAGCAGUGCACCAAACCACCUGCGAAUGAAAUAGUGCAUAGUGAGUCUAGGGGCGACUCCUCCCAAAUCUCAUGAGGCUUAACUCAAACCAGCAGUAAGACAGUAUUGAAUGAGAUUUCAGCCUUUAAUUAAAAUUCUAUUGCAGAAUAAAUAUGCCUAAAGACAAAAAUAGAUGACAGAUCUUACAAAGCAAACGUUUAAUUAUUUAUAUUGCUAUUUACAUAUUUUUGUAAAUUUCCAUUCAAAAAAUAUAAGGGCUAGGCUCAGGGGAAAUGUUUAUCUAGAGUUUUAAUGUCCGCUUUCCCCAUACACUAGGCUAUUCUGGUCAUUAUAGAUUUCUCUGAAGAGAAACUGUGUAUUUGCAAGUGAAGAAAAUAAUGUCUUCAAAUUUUUUGCAACCCAAAGAUGAAUAUAAGGUUAAUUCAGUUUGUUUAUCAACAUUACGCCAAUGAUACAUUCAGGUGCUAAAGUUGCAGUGAACCACUGUACAGGGAUGAAUCUAUAAUGAGUGCGGGCUCCCCACACGACCCACUACUCUGCGCCCUGGUCAGAGUCCCACCGGAUGGCUACUGGAGCCAUAUUUCUGAAGUCCUCUACAGAGAGCAUUUUCUGUCUUCUGCGAAGGAGACCUAUUUCUGGGGGGGACAGGGGGUCCUAGCUAAUAACUGCACUCCUCAAUUUUUAAAACACCUUUGCCACAGGAACCAAUCAUAUGCAGGCUUUCAGUGACUAAUUUACACCUUAAAGAUGGAAGCUAAUUGCAUAUUAAUUGCUGUGGUUUAAUGGGCAUCUUUGGACCUAAAUGCAAUGUUAAAAUAUGAGCCCUUUGGCCAUUAGGCAUAAAGGGUAGAUUUACUAAAACUUAUUAAAAGGAAGAUUCGAUAUGUUGCCUUGAGUAACCAAUUAGAUUCUGCCUAUCCUUUUCAAAAAUGUACUAGAUAAAGGAUAGCAAAAAUGUGAUUGAUUAUUUUGGGCAAUGUCCCCACUUUUCCUGCAUUAGAAAUUUUAGAAAAUCUACCCCUAAGUUAUAGUUAACUUGGAAUGGGAAAAAAACAGCUAUGUAAAAGUUCUGAUACCACAACUUUUUUUUUUUUUUUUAAUUCAUUCAUUAAUUAUUUAUAUUUUAUCUAAUGCUGUAUAUUGCCCGUUUAGGUUAUUUGGUGUGUUCUUGAAUAGACUUUAAGACAGGAAGUCUCCUGUGCAUGAAAAAUAUGGUUCCCUAUGACAGUAUUAUUUAAAACAUAUCUUUAGGACUAAUUGAUUCUUUAUUUAUUUUUUUCCAUAAAAAAAUGUCAAUAUUUCCAGUAGCUCUUCCUUGUAAAACAGAUUGUAAAUCGUUUGGUCUUUGGUCUUUUAGCUGUGUUUACAACCAGUAUAUUUAAUUAAUUUAUUUUUUCAUUGUUUCAUUGUUUUUUGGUUUUUUUUUGUGUGGCCACAGUGACAGAAAAUUCCAAAUGCCCAUCUGGAUUAUUUUCGUGUUAUGUCAUUUUUAUUUAUCUGAGCUGAGUCUGCAAAUAAAAUAGAAUGUAGAUAAUAAAAGUAGAAUGGGAGAUGAUUACAAAUAUUUUUUCUUUUUAAUGGCUCAUUUUACAAAAUACAGAGUGUUCUGAUCUCUUUUUUUCAUUCUAAAUUUCAUUGUUAUUUGUGCAAAGCUGAGUGUUCGGGAUACAUUUUCAUACUGUAUCAUUGUGCGCGCCUCUGGCUCCUCCCCUCUGGUCCUGGCCACAAAAAAAGCAAAGCACCACGAACAAGAAAUCUAUUUUAGCCAUCUGUAGUGGGCAAACUCAUUCAUUUUAUUAAGUUAACCUUAUUUUAUUAUUUUUUAUUUUAUUUUAUUGUUUUCAUAUUUAAUGAACACAGUUAUGAAAGUUAAAAAUCGAUAUGAACAAUCUUAAAGUAAAAUAUGUUUUCCAGUGCUGAAGAUAUAAAUUAAAGAAAUUCGUUAAUUUCUUUUCUAUUUGAAUUUCCCCAAUUGAUAAUGACCAAUUUCGCUGUUCAUUGUCUAUUUUCCUAAUGUUGAAUAACAUCUUUUUAAAUUAUUGGCAUCUCCCUGCAUCACUAAAGGUUAUGGUAGGAAAGUGGGUGAGAUCAGAUAGCAUGGCCUUCUGUCCAGGGAGUCUAGGAAAACACCACUAAAUUUGCUAGUCUCACAGACAUUCCAGGAGUGUAGGUAUGUAGGUACAGUAUGAGCAACAUAAUGUUGACAAGAUCAAAAUAAUCUGUAGUCCUAGCUGCCAUCCUAGUUGUUCUUCAGCGAAUAAGGAAAGGAGAUGCGGAUGUAUGAGAGCACAGACUACUAUCAAAAACACUAGAUUUGCUGAAGUCUCCAGCUCAUAAGUAGAUAGGUUAGAAUUAAUUGUGUUAUGUGCUUAGUUUCCAAACAGAAGGGAGCAGACGAUUGUAUUAUUAUCAUUUGGGGAUAUUCACUGAAAAGACAGAUUGUGUAGCAUCCUCUAUUGAAUUAAUGAUAUACUAAAUUUUAGAGAGUAUUGAGAAUGAACAUAUCUUAGGAUACACUUGUGGUUUUUGUUGUGAAGUGAGAAACAGCGAAAUGCGUCGGUAAAUAUUCAGUUAAACCAUACAUGAUUCGUUGACUGUAUUUUCUCAUGUCAUACGGUUUUGCAGAUUGCAAUGAUUUUUUAUUUCUGUUUGGGUUGCACACGACUUGUGAAUGUCUGUGAUAGCAUGUACAACCGUGCAACUUCCUGUCAUGUGACUGCUGAGGAUGUGAUGUGAUAAACUGCUCCACUGGAGUGUCAAAGAUGCGUAUAUAGCAGGGCGAAUGGGACUGAAAUAGACUUGAGUUUCCCUGUUGCGAGUGGGGUGUAGGGGGCUUGUUUAGUGCCAGGAGGCGAGGUGAGUAUCUCAUCUCUACGUCCUCGAGGAUCAUGUUGCACCUUGCCUCGUGGGAGGAGUGUCCAUGAGUGUACAGUAGCUGUGCCAGAAGCACAGGUGGAUUAGUCAAUGUAGCAUGGUGGUACCUGUGUCAACCCUAGAACAGUCAGCCAGAUCAGUCUUUGUUUAAUAUAUUUCACAGAGGAACUCCAUGGGUGUGCAGUUGGCUGGGGUAUGAUAUGUUGACAUUCAGAAUGUCUAUACACAAACAUUGACAUGCAUAAUGCCGACAUAUGCAAAUAUCGACACAGCCAAAAUAUCGACAUGUUCAUUAUGUCAACAUUUUACAUGUUAACAUACUAUUUUUUGAUUAUUUAAGCCUAAACCUGACUUUACUGUACUGUUGACAUUAUGACCAUGUCGGCAUUCAGAACAUGGCGACGUUCUGUUGCCCAUGAGCAUACUACAACAAUAUUAAUAACAAUACAUCUUUAAAGGAUGUCUUGCACAAUUUUUCCAACGAAUUGGCAAAUCAGCGCUACCAAAGCCAAAUAGAACCGCUAUUUAAUAAGUUGGAUACAAAGUCACAUUUAUUGUAUUUUCAGAGUUAAAUGACACGAACUUCCACUGAGUGAAACGUACUCUUAUACACGCGCUGCACGGUGCCUUAAUCCUUAGCUUUGCUUGUGUGACAGUAGUGUCCUCCUUUUUCCCUUUGUAUUGAUUACUUUCCGAUGUACAAAGUCGUCUUCUUUAGAGGAACGAUGGCAGUGUUUCCAACCUGGUGCAUUAAAAUGAAAAUAAAAUUGUACUGCAUCUCUGAGGUGCUUCAAGUGCUAUAUUUAGCAGACACUGACCUCCUGAUUUACUUUCAAGGGAGUACAUUAGACCUAUCGCCUUUUAUAAUGUUGUUGAAAGAGCCAAUUAGCAUGGGGACUGCUGUCUGUUGCUAUGACACAGACCACUCAGUUCCUGCACAGCCUGCCGCGCUGGUGCAGCAUACAGAAGUAUACAGAGAGAGGAGCUGAUGCUGUGCAGCCCAUAGGAAAAGAAUAAAUAAAAGACCCCAGGGAGGUUAUUGCUUACUGUUCAAUAUAUGAUACAGGUCAGGUGUCGAUGAAACAUUCAGUAUUCAGUAUUGGAGCUAAUAUAUAUGUAUGUAUAUAUAUAUAUAUAUAUAAUUUUUUGUUUAUUAUUAUCUUUUUAUAUAUAUAUAUG
This is a messenger RNA of Pseudophryne corroboree (corroboree frog), 6274 nucleotides long. RefSeq names its product synaptotagmin 10 (gene SYT10). Gene Ontology annotation, biological process: calcium-ion regulated exocytosis; cellular response to calcium ion; regulation of dopamine secretion. The record is from RefSeq and is a predicted model, not a curated record. NCBI's taxonomy places the organism in Eukaryota, Metazoa, Chordata, Amphibia, Anura, Myobatrachidae. Gene Ontology annotation, cellular component: exocytic vesicle; plasma membrane. Gene Ontology annotation, molecular function: clathrin binding; SNARE binding; calcium-dependent phospholipid binding. The coding region runs from base 312 to 1871 and encodes 519 amino acids. The transcript is spliced from 7 exons.